AUGAGGGAGCGCGAGCUACGAAAAUUUCUUGUGGCUGGCGAGCCAGCUAUUAAUAUCUGGGCCCCAGCGGUGGGCUGCUCUCAUCCACUCAUCCCUCAUCUCUCUCCUCUAUAUCAUCUCUCACCUCUCAUUUUUGGGGCACGGGGCACGGCGCGGCCUUCUGGGAAGGCAGCUGCCUUGCGGGCGGCCGGCGAGCGCGGCGGCCCGGGGGCGCGGCGAGCGCGGAGCCUCUGGAGCCGACUGGAGCGGCGGCCGGGGGACGCGGCGAGCCGGCGAGCGCGGCGGCCCGGGCCCGAGGCGCUGUCAGAGUACGCGAGGGCGGGGUGGGCGCUGGUGCUGUUCGAGAUCGGCGACCGCGACCAGUCCAUCGCCGAGAUGGAGCACGUCUCCAUCGCGCUCAAGGGAUACCCAGAGAUCCACGCGGCUUGAGCGGCGGCGCGCGGCGUGUGCGGCGGGUGGCCGGCGGCUGGAGCGGCGGCGCGCGCGGACGCGGGAGCGGCGGCGAGGCGCGGCGACGGGAGCAGCGGGCAGCGGGCGACGUGCUCGACUUUUUUUUAUUUUUUAAUCUAUUACUACUGGAGACGGGUGAUGGGUGACUCGCCAGAAAUCGAUUUCUAGGCACGGACGGGUAUGUUACCCGCCCUUGUAAACAGUUAUUUUUAGCUGCGGAAAACAGAGACGGGUGUGGUGUCCGCCACUACAAAUGUCAUUUCACCUGUCCCUAUAAACCUUUUAUGUGGUAGUGGGUUCUAAAUUAUAAGUUAUUUUAGUUUUUCUAAA
Messenger RNA from Panicum virgatum (switchgrass), 780 nucleotides. RefSeq lists its product as uncharacterized. NCBI's taxonomy places the organism in Eukaryota, Viridiplantae, Streptophyta, Magnoliopsida, Poales, Poaceae. The transcript has 2 exons. The coding region runs from base 1 to 429 and encodes 142 amino acids. The record is from RefSeq and is a predicted model, not a curated record.